Molecule: messenger RNA, 1666 nt
Organism: Cygnus atratus (black swan)
Lineage: Eukaryota; Metazoa; Chordata; Aves; Anseriformes; Anatidae
Gene: IPPK
Product: inositol-pentakisphosphate 2-kinase
Exons: 13
Coding region: 91-1587 (498 amino acids)
Biological process (GO): inositol phosphate biosynthetic process
Cellular component (GO): nucleus
Molecular function (GO): inositol-1,3,4,5,6-pentakisphosphate 2-kinase activity; ATP binding
Source: RefSeq, a predicted model, not a curated record
GCGCGCAGCCGCCAUGGUGGCGGCGUGAGGGCGGCGGGCCGGCGGCAGGCACCGUCCCCGCGGGGCGCGGCGGGGCGGCCCGGGCCGGGCAUGGAAGUGGAGAAGAUGGACGAGAAUGAAUGGAAGUACCACGGGGAGGGCAACCAGAGCCUCGUCGUCUCGCACUGCCAGGUGCGGCCGUUGGUCGGCGGGCGCUGUGUGGUGCUGCGGUUUUUGAAGUCUCCCCCAAACCAGAAUAAGACUUCAGAGGAAAUACUACACCAUCUGCAAAACAUCGUAGACUUUGGAAAACAUGUCAUGAAGCAGUUCUUUGGGGAGAAUUAUGUUCACCAUGGGGAAAUUAUUCAACUGCCUUUAGACUUCGUAAGACAGCUCUGUUUAAAGAUUCAGCCAGAGAGGCCAGAGUCGCGCUGUGAUAAAGAUAUGGACACACUUAGUGGUUAUGCAAUGUGCCUUCCUAAUCUUACCAGGCUGCAGACCUAUCGCUUUGUGGAACAUCGGCCAAUCCUCUGCAUAGAGAUUAAGCCGAAGUGUGGCUUCAUUCCUUUUUCCAGCCAUGUUUCACAGGAGAUAAAGCACAAGGUGUGUCGUUACUGUAUGCAUCAGCAUCUAAAGGUAGCAAAUGGAAAAUGGAAGCGACCAAGUAAAUAUUGCCCAUUGGAUCUCUUCUCAGGAAAUAAACAAAGAAUGCACUUUGCUUUGAAGAGCUUAUUACAGGAGGCACAGAACAACUUGAAAAUAUUUAAGAACGGGGAACUAAUUUAUGGCUGUAAAGAUGAUCAGGAAUGUGUAUCUGACUGGAACGAACUUGCUCGUCACUUAAAACCUUUCUUUUUCCCUUCAAAUGGAUUGGUCAGUGGACCACACUGUACAAGGACAAUUGUUAAAGAACUAGUCCAUGUUAUAACUAUGACGCUACUAAGUAGUACUGAUGCCUGCAGGGCAGGUGAUAUGAAGACAGUUCCCGUUUCACAAGGAAGAAGCUACUGUGAAGCAAGUGCUUUUAAUAAGGAGCUAGUAAGAAAUGGUAAACAUAAAUUGGAAAGCUCUGGCUUACCAAAGGGUUGUCUCCUUUAUAAAACCCUUCAGGCUCAGAUGCUUGACAUGCUGGAUAUUGAAGGACUCUAUCCUUUGUACAAUAGAGUUGAACAGUACUUAGAGGAGUUUCCUGAAGAGAGAAGUACAUUACAGAUAGAUGGGCCUUACAAUGAAGCAUUUUAUGAGAAGCUGCUAGAUCUUUCAACUGAAGAUGAUGGGACAAUAGCAUUUGCAUUAACAAAGGUGCAACAGUACAGAAUAGCGAUGACUGCUAAAGACUGCUCCAUCAUGAUUUCCCUUUCACCUUGUCUACAAGACGAAUGCUCUGAGCAAAGACCUGUGGUACUAGCAUCCAAAUCAAGAUUCACUUUCUCUGUUUCUGUCCUGGACCUUGAUCUUAAACCGUAUGAAAGCAUUCCUCAUCAGUACAAACUCGAUGGCAAGAUAGUAAACUAUUAUUUGAAGAAUGUACAGGCCAAAGAUGACCCAGUUAUGUCCAGUCUCUUCAAGGAGAACGAAGACUGCACAUUGGUUCUCCACAAAGUGUAACUGUUUCCUUAAGGUUAUUUUCAUUUGAACACACUGCAAAGUGAGAGAGUAAUGGAAUACAAUUAUGGUGAUUUUUUUU